AUGCAGAACCGCGCGAUUGCCUCGCUAUGCGUUGCCGCAACUUUGGCGGAAGGAGCUGCCAGCAACGCGACCAAUGAGUGCUGGACCCGCAUGUCCGCCAGGCUGAGUCCAAUCGUUUCGUCGAGUGAGCACUCGAGCAGCUUCAACCAACUCGUCAACGCGUCGUCGCCCUUCUUCCCCACGGGCACGUUUUCCACGCGCGAUGCGUUGAACAACUCGAAAGUGUGCCAACAAUGGUACAUCGGUGUCGAGGACGCCAUCAAGAAGGUCGACCCGCCGUGCACUAUCGCUGUCGCGAACGGGACACAAAUCGUCACAGCCAAGUGGAACGCAUCGCUCUCUGAGUUCAUGGAAGCAUCCGAGAUGUGGGUCGCAGAUGUCUCUGAGGCAAGUGAGAUUCCUACCAAAGCGCCGUCCACCACGGCUACCAAGCCUGUGACUAUCUCCGUGACCACGAUGCCAAUACCCCUACACCGACAUCCGUGGUUAACGGGGUAA
This is a messenger RNA of Aphanomyces invadans, 498 nucleotides long. RefSeq lists its product as hypothetical. The coding region runs from base 1 to 498 and encodes 165 amino acids. The transcript has 2 exons. Lineage: Eukaryota; Oomycota; Saprolegniomycetes; Saprolegniales; Verrucalvaceae. The record is from RefSeq and is a predicted model, not a curated record.